CCCGCACUCAGCCCUAACCAAAAGCCAUCGCCCUCCUCCUCCUCCUCCUCCCCUCUCUCCCCCCUUCGCUGGCGGCGGUGAGCCGACGCCGAGGCGACCACCGACGAGCCGGCGCAUUCUGCCUUGCAGCCCUUACUCCGAAGCCUCGCGCCCCGCCUCCGUCCGGGUGCCCUCUCCUUCCCUUCCGCUGGGAGCGCGCGUCGCGGCUCCUCUCGUCCCCACCCCCCCCCCCCCCGUGCCGUCGGUUGGCUAAGUUAAUGUGGGCUUCUUGAUAAAGAUGGCUGAUAAUGCAAAGGUACAUCCUGUGGGAUCUGGAGCCUAUACAAUCAAUCUAGAGAACUUCAGUAAGCGGCUGAAGGUAUUCUAUGACCAUUGGAAAGAACACAAGUCUAAUCUUUGGGGUUCUUCUGAUGCUAUUGCCAUUGCUACCCCACCUCCUUCUGAGGAUCUUCGUUAUUUGAAAUCCUCAGCUCUGGAUAUCUGGUUGCUUGGAUAUGAAUUUCCAGAAACUAUUAUUGUCUUUAUGCACAAGCAGAUACAUUUCUUAUGCAGCCAGAAAAAAGCAAAUCUCAUUGGGACCCUCAAGAAGGCUGCAAAUGAGGCUGUUGGUGCUGACAUUGUCUUGCAUGUGAAAGCUAAGAAUGGGGAUGGUGCCGAUUUGAUGGAUGACAUAUUGCAUGCAGUUCGUAAUCAGUCAAAAUCAGGCAAUGCGAUUGUUGGGCACAUUGCAAAAGAGGCACCUGAGGGUAAUUUUCUUGAAACAUGGGCGGACAAGUUAUCUGGGUCGUCUGUACAACUUACAGAUGUAACAAAUGGCUUCUCUGAGCUUUUUGCUGUGAAGGAUUCCACAGAGAUCACUUGUGUGAAAAAGGCUGCUUACUUAACUUCAUCUGUACUAAAAAAUUUUGUGGUUCCAAAGUUGGAGAAGGUUAUUGAUGAGGAGAAAAAAAUCUCGCACUCUUCAUUGAUGGAUGAUACAGAGAAGGCUAUUCUUGAUCCUCUCAAGGUCAAGGUAAAGUUGAAGGCUGAAAACGUUGAUAUAUGCUAUCCUCCUGUCUUUCAAAGUGGGGGGAAGUUUGAUCUCAAGCCUGGUGCCUCUAGCAACGAUGACUAUCUCUAUUAUGAUUCGGCAAGUGUUAUCAUCUGUGCAAUUGGGUCCAAAUACGGUAGCUAUUGUUCAAAUGUUGCCCGAACAUAUUUGAUAGAUGCUACCCCUACACAGAGUAAGGCAUACGAGACCCUUUUGAAAGCUCAUGAAGCUGCUGUAGAAGCAUUGAAACCAGGCAAUCAGAUGAGUGUGGUUUAUCAUGCUGCAGUGGCAGUGAUUGAGAGGGAUGCCCCUGAACUACUUCCUCAUCUAACAAAGUCAGCUGGAACUGGAAUAGGUCUUGAAUUCCGAGAAUCUGGCUUAAAUCUGAAUCCCAAGAAUGAUCGUCAGAUAAAACAGGGCAUGAUUUUCAAUGUCUCCCUUGGUUUGCAUAAUGUCCAGGCAGAAACCACCAAUGAGAAGACAAAGCAGUUUUCGUUGUUAUUAGCUGAUACGGUUUUAGUUAGUGAAAAAGGACAUGAGAUUUUAACAGCACCUUGCUCUAAGGCUGUUAAGGAUGUUGCAUAUUCGUUCAAUGAAGAUGAGGAAGAUGUUCCUGUGGUAAAGGUGGAGGCGAAAACCGUAGAGGUGGUGCCAACGAAGGCAACACUCAGGUCAGACAACCAGGAGAUGUCCAAGGAAGAGCUCCGGAGACAGCACCAGGCUGAGCUUGCUCGUCAAAAGAAUGAAGAGACUGCUAGAAGGCUUGCUGGGGGUGGUUCUGGUUCUGGUGAUGGACGUGGUCACUCAAGGGAUUCAAAUGAGCUUGUUGCAUACAAGAAUGUUAAUGAUGUACCAUAUGCAAGAGAAUUGGUGAUCCAAGUAGAUCAGAAGAAUGAAGCUGUCCUCCUACCUAUUUAUGGCAGCAUGGUUCCUUUCCAUGUUUCUACCAUUAAGAGUGUGACAAGCCACCAGGACAACCGCACCUGCACUAUCCGCAUUUUCUUCAACGUGCCUGGCAUGCCAUUCUCAAAUGAUAACAAGCUGAAUUCUCAAGGUGCUAUCUACUUGAAAGAAAUUACAUUCCGCUCGAAAGAUCCACGGCAUAGCAGUGAAGUUGUUCAGCAUAUCAAAACAUUGAGGAGGCAAGUUGCUUCAAGGGAGUCAGAGAGAGCUGAAAGGGCAACCCUUGUUACUCAGGAGAAACUACAGGUGUCAAACAACAAAACAAAGAUGAUGAGACUUUCUGAUGUGUGGAUACGGCCUGCAUUUGGUGGUCGUGGGAGAAAGCUUACAGGAAGCCUUGAAGCACAUUUCAAUGGUUUAAGGUACUCUACUUCAAGGGCUGAUGAGCGUGUGGACAUUAUGUAUGGUAAUAUAAAGCAUGCGUUUUUCCAGCCUGCAGAAAAAGAAAUGAUUACCCUCCUCCAUUUCCAUUUGCACAAUCAUAUCAUGGUUGGAAACAAGAAGACAAAGGAUGUCCAGUUUUAUGUUGAAGUGAUGGAUGUUGUCCAGACUGUUGGUGGCAGUAGGAGGUCAGCGCUUGAUCCUGAUGAGAUUGAAGAGGAGCAGCGUGAGAGGGAUCGAAAGAACAGAAUAAACAUGGAUUUCCAGAACUUUGUGAACAAGGUUAAUGACCACUGGUCGCAGCCACAGUUCAAAGGGAUGGAUCUGGAGUUUGAUGUCCCCCUUAGAGAGCUUGGGUUUCAUGGGGUUCCGUAUAAAGCUUCAGCUUUCAUCAUUCCAACUUCUACUUGUUUGGUUGAGCUGAUUGAGACUCCCUUCCUGGUGGUGAGCUUGAGUGAGAUAGAGAUUGUUAAUCUGGAGAGGGUGGGCUUUGGAACGAAGAAUUUUGACAUGGCUAUCGUGUUCAAGGACUUCAAGAAGGAUGUUCUCCGCAUUGAUUCCAUUCCUUCGACAUCGCUUGAUGCAAUAAAGGAGUGGCUGGACACAACUGACCUCAAGUACUACGAGAGCAGGCUGAACCUGAACUGGCGUCCUAUUCUGAAAACCAUCAUCGAUGAUCCUCAAAAGUUCAUUGACGAUGGUGGCUGGGAGUUCUUGAACAUGGAGGCAAGUGACUCUGAGACUGAGGAAACGGAGGAAUCAGAUCAGGGUUACGAGCCUUCUGAUGCUGAACCUGAGUCUGAAUCAGAAGAUGAGGACUCCGACAGGGAGUCCUUGGUAGAAUCAGAUGAGGAUAACCAGGAGUCUGAUGAAGACUCGGAGGAGGAGAAGGGCAAGACCUGGGAGGAGCUGGAACGCGAGGCAAGCAACGCUGACCGGGAGAAUGGCGCCGAGUCCGACAGCGAAGAAGAGAGGAGACGCCGCAAGGUGAAGACCUUCAGCAAGUCUCGCGCACCGGAGCGCAGCAGCUUCAAGGGAGCACCGCCCUCCAAGAAGCCAAAGUUCAGGUGAACUGCACCGCAGUUGCUGGGGUGGUGGUUCCUUCGUGAACAGAACCUCCCUUCCGGGAGGCAGGGUAUGGCUGUAGUAGCAAGCAGGGAGUGUUGUUUGUUACCCCUCUAGAUUCUCUUGGUACUCUCUCUCUCUCUCUCUCUCUCUCUCUCUUUCUCUCUGCAUUAGCUUACUCCAUUUAGGUGAAAAGUGACAGGUGAACUUUGGUUGGUGAACUCCGUAGUGGAUGAAAUGAAUCUUGAACUUACGUCAUUGGGGAAAUCUAAGUCGACUCAUUGUUGAACCUCCGUAGUGGUAGAACCUCCAGAUUGUAUAAUAUUUAUGCUGGCAGUUGUUGGUACUGACUGAACCGUACAUGAGAUGCUGGUGCGCCAGUAGUUCCAUU
This is a messenger RNA of Phragmites australis (common reed), 3830 nucleotides long. RefSeq names its product FACT complex subunit SPT16-like. The transcript has 2 exons. Gene Ontology annotation, molecular function: nucleosome binding. NCBI's taxonomy places the organism in Eukaryota, Viridiplantae, Streptophyta, Magnoliopsida, Poales, Poaceae. Bases 278 to 3445 code for a protein of 1055 amino acids. Gene Ontology annotation, cellular component: FACT complex. Gene Ontology annotation, biological process: positive regulation of transcription elongation by RNA polymerase II; transcription elongation by RNA polymerase II. The record is from RefSeq and is a predicted model, not a curated record.